AACUGUGAGGUUACGAGACCGAGAGGCGUUCACCGAGAAUAAAGUGAUAACCAGGAACAAGUCCCAGGGAUUGGAAGCUGCAGCAGCAUCAGUAUGUUUGCCUCAGUUCCCGCCCGACUGGCGCUGCUCGCCCUGAUAAGCCUCCUGGCUCCUCCCCAGCUCCUGUCUGCUCCGUUUCCCGGUAUCGAGAAUGCAGCCAUCACUAACCAAGAUUUAUUGGCCGAGGAAUCCUUGCCCGUUUCAAGUUUGAGCCAGGUUCACGUCCAGCACAAUCGGCAUCGUCGCCAUCAUGGGGACGGGAAUCACGGUUUCGGGCAUAGCCACCACAAGCGGCACUGGGAUCACCAGUUUCCGGGCCCAGGUCCCGGACCGAGUUGCCAUCAUGGCCAUGGCGGAUUUGGAUACGAGCAUCCACACCAUGGCCCACCCCACCAUAGAUUUGAGCCAUUUCCAUAUGGUUUUGAGCCGUUCCCAAACACCUUUGGACCACCGGAACAUGAGGAGCACCAGCGGCCAUUUAAAGCUGAACUGGCGCCCUUUAAAGAUGACAAAGAAAGAUCUCCAAUGACGCCUCAACAGCCCAGAUCAAGCAGCGUGGCUCCUCCCGUAACCUCGCCACCUGCAACCACAACCACCUCAUCCUCAUCCACUGCAGCACCCACAACUUCCAGCACCACUGAAGAUGCCCCCUUGGCCAUUGACAUACGCAUCGGUUUGAGUUAGACUUAGGCCUUGGCUUUGUGUAAAUGUGUAACAAUAAAGUUGCUCCCCUUUUAACCACAA
This is a messenger RNA of Drosophila serrata, 783 nucleotides long. RefSeq lists its product as uncharacterized. Lineage: Eukaryota; Metazoa; Arthropoda; Insecta; Diptera; Drosophilidae. The record is from RefSeq and is a predicted model, not a curated record.